Clunio marinus is the source of this 660-nucleotide messenger RNA. The record is from the annotation of a GenBank genome assembly. Lineage: Eukaryota; Metazoa; Arthropoda; Insecta; Diptera; Chironomidae.
AUGAAAGCUUUUAUUAUUUAUUUCAUCUGUUUUGGUGUGGUUUUUAUCAACCAAACUGCAGCACAAUGUGAUAAGCUUCCUGAAGAAAUGGAUCUCGAGGAAUGUUGUAACUUUCCCGACAUGAGUUUUGAUGAUGCAAUUGAUAAAAUUGUAGACCAACUAAAAGAUCAACAUCUUGAUGGAUUUAUGAUGGCUUGUAAAGUUUCAGAAUCUCUAUUCAAAGAAUUAAAGUUGACGAAGGGCACUGAAAUUGAUGACGCGGCUACUCAAAAGUACAUCGAUACACAAGUUCAUGAUCCAAACUGGAAGCCUGUAACAAAAGCAGCUGUAACCGAUUGCUUAAAGUAUGUUUCUGAGAAAAAAGAUGCAAUAGCCAAGAUAUUGGAAGCAGCACCUUUCAACAUUAAAAAGGAUAAAUGCAAUGCUUCUUUUGUUGCAAUGGGAGCUUGUUAUCACUUCAAAGUUUACCAGAGUUGUCCCAAAGAUCAAUGGACUGAAUCAAAGAAAUGUUCGGCAACUAAAGAUUGGAUCGUAAAGUGCAGCAAUAACAUGGAUAUUGUUAAAGCUUUUGGGUCGUUGAACAAAGCUUAAUGACAGUGGAAUUGGAAUUGAUUAUUGAUUGUGAAAAUAUGAAAUAAUAAAUUGUUGCGACAGAAAAUU